UUAGAAUUUUGAUUUUCAUGCAUUCGGGUCGAAAAUUUAAGAAAAAUUUUAAUUCUUUUCAAUUACUUAAUUAACAUAAUUUAUUAAUUAAUAAAUUGUCAUAUUUUAAUAAUUAAAUAAAUUAUAGAAUUAUUUUAAAUUGAAAUAAAUAAAAGCGUACAAUUUAAAAAGUAGUUAUUUUUAACCCUAAAACAUAAAAAAAUUACUUUUAUAAUGUCACCCGUCGAUGAAAGUAUUGAAUCAACUAUUACAGUAUUAUGGUUUCGACACGGUUUACGAUUACACGAUAAUCCAGCUUUAAUUGAUGCCAUAAACAAUUGUAAAUUAAAUAAUAGUAAAUUAUUACCAAUUUUUAUAUUUGAUGGUGAAACAGCUGGUACCAAAAUAGUUGGUUAUAAUCGUUUGAAAUUUUUGUUAGAUUCAUUGAAUGAUUUAGAUAGAAAAUUUCAACAAUAUAAUGGUCGUUUAACUAUAGCUUAUGGUGAUCCAGUAUAUAUUUUUCGUCAACUAAAUAAAUAUUUGAAAUUAAAUAAAAUUUGUUUUGAACAAGAUUGUGAACCAAUAUGGAAAUUACGUGAUGAUAAAGUCAAGGAUUUAUGUAGAAAUGAAUUGAUGAUAAAUUAUGAAGAAAAAAUUUCUCAUACUUUAUGGAAUCCACAAAAAGUUAUUGAAACAAAUGGCGGCAUACCACCGUUAACAUAUCAGAUGUUUUUGCAUACAGUAGAAGUUAUUGGUUUACCACCGAGACCUGCACCUGAUCCAAAUUGGACUGAUGUAAAAUUUUGUAUAUUACCAGAUAAUGUUAAACAACAAAUGAAUAUUUAUGAUAAGAUUCCCGAGCCUUCAGAUUUUAAUAUUCAUCCAGAAUUUCCUAGCAUUAAGCAGUUUAAUAAUUGGAUUGGAGGUGAGGAAAAAGCUUUAGAACUAUUAUGUCAUCGACUGAAAGUUGAAGAAAAUGCUUUUCAAAAUAAUUAUUAUAUGCCUAAUCAAGCGAUACCAAAUAUAUUAGACGAAUCUAAAUCAAUGAGUCCGCAUUUACGUUUUGGAUGCUUAUCUAUUCGAACCUUAUAUUGGGCCCUUCAUGAUAUAUAUAAACAAAUUCAAAAAGCCAAAAAUUUUCCAGUGACAAAGAAUUUAAAUAAUGUCCACAUUACAGGGCAACUGAUAUGGAGAGAAUAUUUUUAUACAAUGUCUGUUAAUAACAUUAAUUAUGACAAAAUGGAAGAUAAUAAUAUAUGUUUGAAUAUUCCCUGGAGGUAUCCAACAAAUACUGAAUUAGAGAAAUGGAAAUUUGGAAAAACUGGUUUUCCUUUAAUUGAUGCAUCAGCAAGACAAUUGUUAUCGGAAGGUUGGAUUCAUCAUAUUCUUCGAAAUACAGUUGCAAGUUUUCUCACCCGCGGUGGCCUAUGGAUUAGUUGGGAAUUUGGUUUAGAACAUUUUUUAAAAUAUCUAUUAGAUGCUGAUUGGUCUGUGUGCGCAGGUAAUUGGAUGUGGAUAUCAUCAUCCGCUUUUGAGAACUUAUUAGACUCUUCGAAAUGUACUUGUCCAAUUGCUUUAUCUAAAAAAUUAGAUCCUAACGGAGAUUAUAUCAAAAGAUAUAUACCUGAACUACGCUCUUUGCCUGUUCAAUAUAUACAUGAACCAUGGAAAACACCAAAAGAUUUACAAGAACAUUGUGGAUGUGUCAUUGGAAUAGAUUAUCCAGAGAGGAUGAUCGAUUUGGAUUUGGCUUCAAAGCAAAAUAAUAUUGCAAUGAAUGCUUUAAGAAAGUCUCUCUUAGCCAGUGGAGUACCAGAUCAUGUCCGCCCAUCAUGUGAAGAAGAAAUAAUGAGAUUCUUUUCGAUUGUCUAAGUAUAAAAAGAAAUUUUAACAGCAUUUGUAUGUUAAAUAUUAUGUAUUGUAAAAGUGUCUAAAAUGUAAUAUGCAUGUAUUGAA
Condylostylus longicornis is the source of this 1935-nucleotide messenger RNA. It is a transcript of the gene cry, whose product is annotated as cryptochrome-1. Bases 214 to 1851 code for a protein of 545 amino acids. Gene Ontology annotation, molecular function: DNA binding; FAD binding. Lineage: Eukaryota; Metazoa; Arthropoda; Insecta; Diptera; Dolichopodidae. The transcript is spliced from 5 exons. Gene Ontology annotation, biological process: circadian regulation of gene expression; entrainment of circadian clock by photoperiod. Gene Ontology annotation, cellular component: nucleus; cytoplasm. The record is from RefSeq and is a predicted model, not a curated record.